AUUGUAAUGAUUUUGUAAAAGAGGUAGAAAAUACGAAAGAAAAAACAGUUAAAGCAAGUGAUGAAAAGGAGAGUAGUAAAAAUGAGAAGAAAGAGGAUAUGAGUGGAUUGUAUAGUAUCGGACAUAGUAAGGAAAAGAAGGAAAUUAAAAGGGACGAAAAUAAGAUACUCACCUGCUACCAAAACACCAGUAAUAUUGACAAGGACGAAAAGCAGAUGCUUGAGCAGAAUUUGGAGUAUGUCGAAGGUGGAGAAUCAGUUAUAGAACCUAAAGUAGAAGAUGAAAAUAGAUUAGUAUUUGACCGCGGAAAAUUAAUUAAAAGUGAAGCUCCAAUAUCCGAUAUACAUUGUGGUGAAAGUGACGCUGAAAGUAUACUUGUGGAAUCUGAUAGUAAAAAGUGCAUGGCCAGAUUUGAUGAAGCCACAGUAUUGGAGUGGGAUACGAAAGUUGCUGAUGAUGUUGAGUCUUGUGGACAAACCGAUGUUGAGUAUAGUUACCAAAAGAAAGGAGAUAGAAACCUAAGAGAUAAAAUAGGAAUUAGGGUUGCAGAUGUGGUGUUUAAUAAAGAUGAAUCUGUUAAUCUAGGUGAGAAAGAUGUAGAGCUGGUUGGAAGUAUAGCUUCAAAAGACAUAGCUAUAAUCUACUGUGAUGAUGAAAGUAUUUCAAUUGAUUCGGGUAAUAACUAUAAUAUGAGCAUCGCUAAGGUUGGCAGUAAUAGACCUGAAGAGCGCAAAUAUCAUUGCAAGUAUAAAAUCCAUGUAAAGGAUUAUUGCGGAACUAGAGAUAGCAAUGUGGAUAAGAAUAAUGUCCUUGGUCGAUUGUUGAUAAAACGAAUAGGCGAUAGUU
Racocetra persica is the source of this 846-nucleotide messenger RNA. The record is from the annotation of a GenBank genome assembly. Lineage: Eukaryota; Fungi; Glomeromycota; Glomeromycetes; Diversisporales; Gigasporaceae.